Molecule: messenger RNA, 2127 nt
Organism: Diospyros lotus (date-plum)
Lineage: Eukaryota; Viridiplantae; Streptophyta; Magnoliopsida; Ericales; Ebenaceae
Exons: 4
Coding region: 1-2127 (708 amino acids)
Source: RefSeq, a predicted model, not a curated record
AUGCUCCAGGCAAUUGAUAUUGCUCGGCUGAAAGAUGAUCAACUGCGCGCCACGCGCAAGGCAAUGGCAUACAAAGGGCUAGCCAUGGCCGGAUCCAGUUCUGGGACACCCAAGCCCAAGCCACCGCUUGCGCCACAACCCGCAGCCAGCAAACACAUACCACCAGGCGUCAAGCGCCUAUCAUGGGACGAGAUGCAGAAGAGGCAUGAGCAAGGCCUCUGUUUCAACUGCAACGAAAAAUUCACCCCGGGCCACAAGUGCAAAGUGGCCCAAUCAUUUCUGAUCGAAGUUAAAGAGCCACCAGAGGAGGAGGAAUAUGAAGAGUCAGACCCACAUGUGCCUUUUGACAUCCCUGCUGCCAACAGUGGGGUGGAGGCUGAGGAUCUGCCAAAGGUGUCCCUUCAUGCGCUGGCAGGAUCCGCUGGGCCACAAACCAUGCAGGUGACAGCGAUGCUCAAGGGCAAAGUUGCUAGCCUGCUGAUCAACAACGGCUCAACCCACAACUUCAUCAGCACCAAAGUAGCCCACAAGCUACAGAUUCCGACUACCAUCAUUGAGCCAUUCGAGGUGCGAGUCGCUAGCGGGGAGCGCCUGGCAGGCACACAGCAAUGCAAGGCAGUAAGUCUUAAAAUCCAGCACAUCUAUGUUUCUGUUGAUUUAUAUGUCAUACCCUUAGCUGGAGUAGACAUAGUGCUGGGUGUACAGUGGUUGGCCCAACUGGGCAAAGUUGUCUUUGAUUACAAGCAGAUGGCCAUGGAAUUCACUUUAGGGGGCCGACAGGUUCGCCUAUCCAUGCAGCAGGGCACUACUAGGGCAGUAGAGGUGUACGUGGUGCAGAAACUGGUUAGGGCUGGCAGUGAGUGCUAUGCCAUACAGAUAGCAUCACAGCCACGCGCAUCCGAAAAUUUCCAAUCCACUGAUGUACCGCAGCUACCCACAGAUGUUCAGGUGGUCUUGGCCAAAUUCCCCACAGUGGUGCAGGAGCCCACAAACCUGCCACCCAGCCGGCCUUUUGACCACUGCAUCCCACUAUUGGAUGAGCAACCCAUCAACGUUGCUCCCUACCGUUAUGCCUACCAUCAGAAAGAAGAAAUUGAGAAGCAAGUCAAGGAGAUGCUUCAGAAAAAUCUGAUACGGCCUAGUACCAGUCCUUUCUCAUCACCAGUUUUGCUAGUCGAGAAGAAGGAUGGGAUGUGGCACUUCUGUACAGAUUACCGAGCACUCAACAAGGCCACAGUUAAGGACGGAUUUCCUAUUCCAGCCAUUGAUGACAUGCUAGAUGAGCUAGCAGGAUCCACCAUUUUCACCAAGUUAGACUUGCGGACAGGCUAUCAUCAAAUCAGGAUACACCCAGGAGACAUACAUAAGACGGCAUUUCGCACGCAUCAUGGGCAUUAUGAGUACAUGACUAGGGACCAGCACUUGGAGCAAGUCUUGAGCAUACUGGCCCGAGAAAGUUUCUGCAUCAAGCUGUCCAAGUGUGCUUUUGGGCAGACCGAGUUGGAGUACUUGGGGCACAGGAUCUGCCCUGAAGGCGUCAAGCACUAUGGGGCCAUUGCUAGGCCAUUGACGCAGCUAUUGAAGAAAGAUAAGUUCCAGUGGACAAACGAUGCUGACCACGCCUUUGCCACAUUGAAGCAAGCCAUGACAUGCACUCCCGUCUUGGCUAUGCCCGAUUUUGCACAGCAGAUCGAGGUUCACACUGAUACCAGCAACAUUGGCAUUGGCGCAGUAUUAGUGCAGCAAGGUCGACCAGUGGCCUUCCUCAGCAAAGCACUUAGCCCAGCCAAAGCCACAUGGUCUGCAUACGCCAAGGAAAUGUUGGCAAUUAUAGAGGCAGUGAGGCGCAUAGUGACCCCAGACCAGCAAAAGUGGGUGGCCAAGCUGAUGGGGUACGACUAUGAAAUUGUUUACCGACCAGGGGCACAAAACAAGGUUGCUGAUGCCUUGUCCCGACGAGAUGACAGCCCUCAGCUACUGCCUAUCACAGGGCCAAAUUGGGCAAUUUGGCAGCAUAUUAGAGAUGCCUUAGUCACUGACCAGUGCAGUCAGGAUUUGAUUGAGGCCAGCAAGGACAGCGAGACUGUCAGCGACUAUGAGUACUGCAAUGGGCUACUAUUAUACUGA